Molecule: messenger RNA, 714 nt
Organism: Wyeomyia smithii (pitcher-plant mosquito)
Lineage: Eukaryota; Metazoa; Arthropoda; Insecta; Diptera; Culicidae
Exons: 2
Coding region: 1-714 (237 amino acids)
Source: RefSeq, a predicted model, not a curated record
AUGCAGCCUUUAGAUGUAGCUUUUUUUGCGCCCUUGAAAAAAUCAUGGCAGGAGGAGCUGAACAAGUGGCGCUUCGAAAAUAAUGGCGCGAUGAUUUCAAGAACCGAUUUUGCUCCACUUCUAGAGAAAGCUAUAGAUAGAAUGGCAAACAAGGAAGCGUCAUUGAUCAAUGGGUUUCGUAAAUGUGGCUUAUAUCCAUUCGAUGCGAAUGCACUAGAUUACGAAUUAUUUCCUAAACCUUUCGAUAGACCUUCAUCCCUCACAGAAAAUGUACCAUCCGCUGAUGACUGUCAAGCCCCAGAGAUGGAUAGAAAUUUGCACUUCAUGCAGAUGAUGAACAAAAAGUUGACACCAGAGAAGCUAUCUCUAUUUCGAGAACAGCGUAAUAAUCUUAUCUGGUCAGGACCAGUGGAGGAUACAACAAUGUUUUAUUUUUGGCGUAAUACGAUGGAUGAGAUCGAAGGCCUCCCGGAAUUCAUAAUAAUCGAUGCACCGUUUGUCAUGAUAGAAGGAGAUCACGCUUCAUUCGCCGACGAUUCCGCUAAUUCAUUGAAUAAUGAAGCGACUAAUACGACAGAAGAUUCGUCUUUCAUCAAUGUUCCUGGACCCGAUGUGUCCGAUUUUAGCAACAACUUAAGCCAUGAUUCAGAAAAACCAGAAGCAGAAGCAGGUAAAUGCUCUAAAGAUUUAUCGGAUAUGUUAUCGUGUUUGUAA